This is a messenger RNA of Fusarium sp. VM40, 711 nucleotides long. The record is from the annotation of a GenBank genome assembly. NCBI's taxonomy places the organism in Eukaryota, Fungi, Ascomycota, Sordariomycetes, Hypocreales, Nectriaceae.
AUGAAAGACCGAACGAGCGACCACAUUCAUUUCCCACGCCAUGCCGAGCGGCUCCCUCGGCGCUCAAAUGGCGUUAGUGGAUAUAGCGAUCUGCUGGGCAGAGCUGUCUUGAUAUCAAUCAUCAACUACCUUGCCGAUGUUGUCGAUGCCAUCGAAGACAUCAAGCUUCCCAAGCAGCACAAAGACAGGACGAAGCUAAAGACCGACAAGAAGAAGAUGUGUGACACCAUCGUCAGAGCUGCAAACACUUUCACAUCACUCUUCAAUGCGGCAAAGAGCCAGAGCAAGUUCACGGAUCCUGCUCCAAAGAACUUGCCACUCUACCGGGAUGAGAUCCAAGGACAGUUGUUGUGCCCGCUAUCAAAAGCCAAGACAACGAAGGCAACCCUCAGUCGAGCUUUCACAUUUACACCUUACCAGCAAAGGCUCUCCACAAUAUUGAACGGUAUUGAGGAAGAGAUUUGCUGGUGGCUCAGACUUCCCCGACCGACCAAGACUUACGAGCACCACUCCAAGCAUCCCAGCAAGGCAUACGACGAGCGCUCGACACGAACGGGCACCACACGGACUAGCAAGUCUUACGAUCAUCAAUCAACACGAAGCGGCAAGCCCCAUGACACAAGGUCAUCACGGGUCAACCAGCCUAGAGGGCAGCGACAGAAGAGGAGCUCAUCACCUUCACCUCUGUCAAACAUCUGUGUUGUCAUGUAA